Messenger RNA from Monosiga brevicollis MX1, 1527 nucleotides. RefSeq lists its product as uncharacterized. Lineage: Eukaryota; Choanoflagellata; Craspedida; Salpingoecidae. Gene Ontology annotation, molecular function: ATP hydrolysis activity; ATP binding. The record is from RefSeq and is a predicted model, not a curated record. The coding region runs from base 1 to 1527 and encodes 508 amino acids. The transcript has 5 exons.
AUGGCGGCGGCGGCGGUGGAGGGGGAGCGAUGGCAGAGCCCGUUGGCGCGAUUGUUGCAGGCGCUGCCGCUGGGGCAGGGGUUGUUGGUCGUGGCCAAUGUGGCGGGGGGCAAGACAACCGCCGUCCGCGCCCUGCUGCGCUCCCGACCCGACCUGCCAGCGACCCUCUGGUUGGACCUCAAGGAACAGCACCGAACGGCCGAUAAUCUUCUUCUUACUAUCGAGGAGGCGCUUAAGACAGCGGACGACCCACCACGAACCUUGGUUCUGGACGACCUUGACUACACAGUUUCGACGGUCGAGGAGCAGGCACGGCUGGCCGCUUUGCUACUUCGUCUCCCGCCUGGAUGGAUCUGCUUGGCAACAGCUACCCGACCAGCCCGCAUCGCCAAGCCCCUUCUUGAGGUGCCAUGUCUGCAACGCUGUAUUCAAGCGCCGCCGCUGACCUUUGUGGACCGUGCCAGUUUCUUCCAAGCUGCCCUGCACAACAUCAGCAUAGCUCAGCAACUAGCGCAGCAUAGUCCUGGGUUUAAUCUGCUCGACCUCACCCGUCUACUCGGCACCUACCAUCUGGCGGCGACCCUGCACCCAGAGGCCGCCAAGAUGCCCGAGGCAUCACCCGGGCAAGCUGGCGUGGAUUUAGUCGCGCUGGCCAGCUCAAAGCUUCGCUCCAUCACCGUGGGUUCUGCAAAGCUCAUUCAUCACCGCCGCCCGUGGCAGACCAUUCGUGGAUACGACGCUCUGCAUCAGCGCUGCAGCGAAGUGGCUCGCAUGCUGGCGACACAAGCUGAGACACCACCCUCAGGCCUUUUACUCUCUGGCCCAUCGGGCAGUGGCAAGACUGCAUUGGCCGAAUGUUUGGCCACGGCCAGCGGUCUGCCGUGUCUCAGCGUUAAUGCCGUGGAACUACUCAGCCCCUAUCUAGGUGAAACCGAGGGCAAUAUUCGUCGCUGCUUUGCUGCAGCAGCGGCGGCACAGCCUUGUAUCCUUUUUCUUGACAACGUGGACGUUGUGGGCCAUUCGCGCGGCGGAGCAACCAGCGAAGCAACCAGCGGCGUCGAGGCGCGGGCGCUCAGCCAGAUGUUAAAUGAAAUGGAUGGGAUCGAAGGUCGCUCCCAAGUCUUUUAUCUCGGCACCACUCGCCAAGCCCCAGCAGACUUGGACUCGGCCCUGCUUCGCCCAGGGCGAUUCGAGGUUUGUGAAGUGAUUACUCGGCCAGGGCCAGACGAUGUUCAGUCUAUCAUCCGAGCGACCCUGGGCCCAACCAUUACACUUGCCGAGGCUGUUCUCCCAGAGCUGCUGCGCGUCUUGCAGAGCGCCCCUGAUUUGACUGCUGGUCACGUGGCCGCCUGUUGCUGGGAGCUGCAGCAGGAACUACACCGACAUUCGUCCCAGGCGGAAAAGGAGCAGGCAAACAAAACAACCCCUGCUCACGAAAUCACUCUGCCGGUGUUGAGCCCCGUGUUGCAGCGCUGGCAAAGGUUCCAUAGCCCUCUGGCCCAAGCCGACUUCUUCCCGCGCGACUGA